AAGUUCAGAAACAUUUUGGACGACGACAGGCAUGUUCCCGCAGGAAUUCAUUAUUGGCUUCCCUAAAUGUGUAAAAAUCAGCAAAGUCGCAAUCCAGUGUUAUUUGGUGCGGACUUUAAGGAUUGAAAGAAGUGUCUCUAAAGACCCAGUAGGUUUUGAACAGUGCAUUGAAAAAGAUUUGCAACACAUAGAAGGACAGCUUCAAAUGGAAGAAUUUCCACUUCCUGAUUUCCAAGCCACUUACUUGCGUUUCAUCAUCAAAUCUGCAUUUGAUCAUUUUGUAUCAGUGCACCGAGUAAUGGCAGAGGGCGCAGCAGAAACCACUUAA
Molecule: messenger RNA, 328 nt
Organism: Tauraco erythrolophus (red-crested turaco)
Lineage: Eukaryota; Metazoa; Chordata; Aves; Musophagiformes; Musophagidae
Source: RefSeq, a predicted model, not a curated record